Messenger RNA from Galeopterus variegatus (Sunda flying lemur), 1460 nucleotides. RefSeq names its product chromosome unknown open reading frame, human C6orf163. The record is from RefSeq and is a predicted model, not a curated record. The transcript is spliced from 5 exons. NCBI's taxonomy places the organism in Eukaryota, Metazoa, Chordata, Mammalia, Dermoptera, Cynocephalidae. Bases 245 to 1231 code for a protein of 328 amino acids.
CUUAAAUCUUCCCAAACCCAGUGCCCAUACUUAUAUGGUGGAGGCUGUUAGUACCAUUCUUUUAUGUUAGGCACAUAACCACCACCUAAUCAUGGCAAAUCAUUUAAUCCUUACCAGCCUCUAGCAUUGUCCUAAAACCCUGAACUUCUUCUAGCUUUCUUAAACUUCUAGUUUUUCUUAAAACUACUUUUUCUGAUCCUAACAUUAUUUAAUAGUAAAAAAGUAGGACAUCCGAAAUUUAGCUAUGAUCAGAAAUCCAGAUUACACAAACUUUGUUUGCUGUGCUGUUUGUAAUAAAGUAAUUCCACCAGCCCCUUUUGGAGAAACUUUCAAACGGAUCCAUGAAUACAAGCCAUUUAAGACACGCUUUUACACUCACAAAGAUAUACUGGAUAUUGGGGCAAAUAUUCUGAAUAAGGAAAAGCAAUUUCAAGAGGCUGUGCUCAGACAGCGUAUUGCAAAAGCAGAAGCUGAAGUAUGGACUCAGGCUAAUGAACUCCAAAAACAAGCAGUGGAGAAAGCACUUGAAGAAGCAAAUGCCAGACACAAAAUUGAAAUUCACAUUUUGGAAGAGGAACAUCAGAAAGAUUUACAGAUAAUGGCAGCUAAAACCAAGAUAGAGAUGUAUAAAAACAUGGACGACGAAAUGAUGAGAGAGCACUCAGCUGCGGAACAACGCAUGGUCCAUAGAAUUCAAAGGAUUAUGAUGGAGUGCCACAGGGAGAAGGUGGAGGCUGUGAACAAAGCCAGGGCUGAAGAGAGGCGGAUCGCCCAGGACGCAAUCUCAGCCCAGAGAAGCAAAGCCAUUGAGGAACUUGUGAAUACUGGUGUGGCAGUUAUUAAGGACCAGAAAUCAAAUGUGGACCAAUUGAUAAAGGCAAAAGAACAUCAAAUGAACAUCUACUAUGGUAUGGCUCAAAGGCAGAGGCAAGAAGAGGUACAGGAAGUGCUUCAAGAAGCAGAGAAAACACAUCAAGCCACUCUUGGCAAUGUGAUGGAUAAACUGGUUAACACCCAGGAGGAGCUGCUGUCCUUAGCGAAACAACUGGGAAUCAUGACAAACUGGAAGGAUUUCCUGGAGGAGGAACUAGAGGAAACCAGGGCGGCAUUUCAAAAAUACAUCAAUUAUACUUUUCCUAAGCUUUCACCAGGACAUGCUGAUUUUAUUCUGCCAGAAAGAAAAAAAACACCUUCUAAUCUUGUUAUUAAGGAGAACAAAACAAUUGAGUAGAAGAUUCCAACUGAAAUUUCACUACAAAAGACAUCAUUGCAAAGACUAAAUAAACUUCCUUAAAAACCAUUUAUUGAUCCCCAGUCUUAUGCAGGUACUAUUGGGCUGUAAGCAUUUCAAUGGAAAACCAAAAUAUUCAAAAGUGCAUUCCAGGUUACAGUAGUGCCAAAUCUAAUUGAGGAGAGAAAGGAAUGAGAGGGAUCAAACUGACCAGGUGGGAACUGUUCCU